Molecule: messenger RNA, 1925 nt
Organism: Nelumbo nucifera (sacred lotus)
Lineage: Eukaryota; Viridiplantae; Streptophyta; Magnoliopsida; Proteales; Nelumbonaceae
Source: RefSeq, a predicted model, not a curated record
UAUUAGGAGAUUCUUCCACAUCUGCAACUUCCUCUUCUUUUAACAGCUGAGAUGAUCACCAUGUUCUCCGGGUCAGUGGAGAAUGGCGAAUGAAUCACCAAGGCUGGCCUUCUGUACUGUAUCUUGCUUAGCCUUACUUCUCCUUCCUCUGCUCUACGCCGUGCUCUUCCAAUCUGAUAUCUCCUCCGUCGAUUUAUGGGAGCACCGGCUAGCAGGUUGGGGUGAGAGAUUCGUCGUCAGUAGCAGAGACGUCGACGGAGACACAGGAAUCAUCGAAGAGGAGGAUCCUCUGAAGUUCUAUCUGAGAAGAUUAGUACGAGGUUCUCUGUGUGUGUGUGUGUGUGUUUAGUUUCUAUACGAACGGAAAAUGAAACUAUAUAUAGUUGCAAACAGGAAGAAAUCGAGUGGAGCUCGAUACCAUCGGAUUCUCAUGCGACUCUGAUCUACAUUCUGAUGUCUGCGUUGCCAACCAGCCUGUGAAGAUUGACCUGCGUACCAUAACAGUUCAUCUGGAGUCAUCCAAUCAGAUUCUUCCUAAUUUGCGUCAUACUGUUCGACCAUACGCGAAGAAGGGAGACGAGAACAGCAUGAAACAAGUAACUCCAGUGGAGAUCAGAACACCGAACAGCUAUAGCCCUCCGCGGUGUGAUAUCACCCACGAGGUCCCUGCUGCUAUAUUCUCCUCCGGCGGUCUCACCGGCAACCUCUUCCAUGAAUUCAACGAAAUCAUCAUCCCCCUAUUCAUCACAUGCCGCCAUUUCCGGUCCCGUAUCAGGUUCAUCAUCACUGAUUUCAAGCCUUGGUGGGUCAGAAAAUUCGGUCCCUAUCUUUCCAAAUUAUCGCGGUAUGGGAUCAUCAAUUCAGGCAAAGACGACAGGGUGCAUUGCUUUCCCGGAGCUGUGAUUGGGCUCAAGUACCACGACAACCUCUCUUGCAACACUAGUAGUAUUCCGGGUGGAUACUCCAUGCUAGACUUCAAGAGGUUCCUUCGAGAGUCAUUCAACCUGAAAACAAAGCAUGAAUUCGAGAUAGAAAAGCUCAAUCUCAUCAUAAUUUCACGCAGGAAUUCAAUGAAGUUCUUGAAUGAAGGUGAUAUGGUGAGGGUGGCGAAGGAACUAGGAUUCCGAGUCACCGUGAUUUCGCCUGGCCGGAAGUCCAACUUACAGAAGAUGUCUGAGUUGGUGAAUUCAUGUAGCGUUCUGGUGGGGGCUCAUGGGACGGGACUCACAAACGCCGUGUUCUUGCCUGCAGGAGCCGUGCUGGUGCAGGUGGUGCCAUGGGGUCUGGACCGCCCUUCCAACGCUCACUUUGGUGGGCCGGUCCGCCAGAUGGGUCUACAUUACAUAGAGUACCGGAUCAGUCCGGACGAGAGCACACUCGUGGAAAUAUACGGUCGAGAUCACCCCGUAAUCACCGAUUCAGCGUCUCUAUACGGCCAGGAUCUUAGGCUCAAAAUUGAUAGAUUUAAAGAGACCCUUGAACACGCACUUUAUCUUCUGGGACGCUUAUCACCUAAUUAAAGUUCUGAUAGAGUGCUAGUGCUAGAUGGGUCAAGCAUCAUUUGUGAAUUGCGACAUUAUUCAUACUAAAAGUCCAGGCCUAGCCUUGGUUUUCGGCCCACAAGGCCCAUCAAAACCAAGUACAACCUUUUAUAAUUAUGUUUUCUUUGAACAUAGUGAUUGGUCCUGGUCCUGGAGAGAGUGUUGUUGUCACUUGUCAGGCAUAUUGCUUCUUUAUUAAGUUAGCUACAAUAGGGGGGCAAAAUAUCAUUGGUCCUGAUGCAAAUCAUGUACAGGCUAAUCCUGAUUCAGUCAUACUGUAUCAUUUUGUAAUGUAAAAUCAACUAGAACAAAAUUUGCGGAAAUUUUCAUAAAAGGUAAAUUCUAAAUUCCCUGUGCCAAUUACAUAUUAUUAUUGGAUGUAAA